Messenger RNA from Pieris rapae (cabbage white), 1097 nucleotides. It is a transcript of the gene Echs1, whose product is annotated as probable enoyl-CoA hydratase, mitochondrial. NCBI's taxonomy places the organism in Eukaryota, Metazoa, Arthropoda, Insecta, Lepidoptera, Pieridae. Gene Ontology annotation, cellular component: mitochondrion. Gene Ontology annotation, biological process: fatty acid beta-oxidation. Gene Ontology annotation, molecular function: enoyl-CoA hydratase activity. Bases 108 to 983 code for a protein of 291 amino acids. The transcript has 7 exons. The record is from RefSeq and is a predicted model, not a curated record.
UCGGUCAAAGUUCAAUUAAUAUCGAAUAUACGACUAUUACCGUACAGUUUGGUCGCUUGUUCAUCUGGAUACUAGAAAACUUGAAAAGUUUUUAAAAGUUAAAAAUUAUGGCUUCAGUAGUGGGACUAACUCGAUUUUUACUUGGAAAAAACGUGAUAAACAACGGCCGUGGCGGUUCUAUUAAGUUUUACAGCACUGCACCACAAUAUGAGAACAUUAAAAUAGAAGUAGUUGGUGAAAAGAAAAAUGUUGGUCUCAUUCAAUUGCAUCGUCCCAAGGCCCUCAAUGCUCUGUGCAAACCAUUGUUUCAAGAACUUGGAAAAGCUGUCAAAGAUUUUGAUGCAGAUAAAGAAAUUGCAGCUAUUAUUAUAACAGGAAACGAAAAAGCCUUCGCCGCUGGCGCUGAUAUUAAAGAAAUGCAGAAUAACACAUACAGUUCGAACACCAGGGAGGGCUUCCUAAAAGAAUGGGAAGAUGUGUCAAACUGUGGUAAACCGGUCAUCGCUGCUGUCAAUGGAUUUGCUCUCGGCGGUGGUUGUGAGUUAGCGAUGUUGUGUGAUAUCAUCUACGCUGGCGAAAACGCAAAGUUUGGCCAGCCCGAAAUCAACAUUGGAACAAUUCCCGGGGCUGGUGGUACCCAAAGACUGCCCAGGUACGUGGGCAAGUCAAAGGCAAUGGAAAUUGUGCUCACGGGCAAUUUCUUUGGUGCUCACGAAGCGGAGAAAAUGGGUCUUGUAAGCAAAGUGUUUCCAGUAGAAAAACUUCUGGAGGAAACUAUUAAAUUGGCUGAAAGGAUCGGAACCCACUCGCCAUUGAUAGUGAAGAUGGCCAAACAAUCUGUUAACCAAGCUUAUGAAACCACACUCAAAACAGGCUUGCAAUUUGAAAAAUCACUGUUUUAUGGCACUUUCGCUACUGGAGACCGUCAAGAGGGUAUGAAUGCAUUUAUUGAGAAGAGAACUCCUGUCUACAAAAACAAUUAAUUUAAAUCAGACUUAGUUAUAAGGAUAAAUGGAUUAAUUAAUUACCUGGUAUAUAUAUUAUUAUGAUUUUUGGACUUUAUAUAUUUUUAUAUGUUGUUAUUGCCUUUGUAACUG